Liolophura sinensis is the source of this 1411-nucleotide messenger RNA. RefSeq lists its product as uncharacterized. Gene Ontology annotation, molecular function: oxidoreductase activity. The coding region runs from base 13 to 1104 and encodes 363 amino acids. The record is from RefSeq and is a predicted model, not a curated record. NCBI's taxonomy places the organism in Eukaryota, Metazoa, Mollusca, Polyplacophora, Chitonida, Chitonidae. The transcript is spliced from 12 exons.
UUCAGUAUAACCAUGGCUGAGGCUGCGAACUACAGCGUUGUACCCCUGGAGGAGUUAAGAGCAUUCGUUGUCCGCUGUAUGGAGGCUGUAGGCACCCGGACCGACCAUAGCGAGGCCCUGGCCGAGCUGCUAGUGACCGCUGAUCACAGGGGUCAUUUCAGCCACGGUCUGAACAGGCUCGAUAGUUAUAUGGCUGACAGAGAGGCUGGACUAUGCGCAUCAGGAGACGUCACUCCUGUCAUCGUCAGCGAAAAGCUGUCCGUGGCUAACGUAGAUGGAAAAGAUUUACUAGGUCCUGUAGUAGGGAAGUUUUGCAUGGACAUUGCCAUCAAAAAAGCGCGGGAAACGGGUGUAGGUUGGGUGACUGCCAGAGCAUCCAAUCAUUUUGGGAUAGCUGGAUGGUACAGUAUACAAGCAGCAUCACAAGGCCUUCUGGGCUUGGCAUUCACCAACUCUUCACCAAGUAUGGUUCCAUCACGAUCCAAAGAUGGUAUACUUGGGACAAACCCAAUCAGUUUGUCCGCACCCGCGGGGCCCGAUGAUAUGUUUGUUCUCGACAUGGCCACAACUACAGUGGCUCUGGGAAAGGUGGAAAUAUCUGGGCGCAAGGGUCAGCCGAUUCCACCAGGCUGGGGCGUGGACUCUUCUGGACAGGAGACGUUUAACCCAGAGGAGGUGUUACAUGGUGGUGGCCUGCUGCCACUGGGAGGCUUAGAGCUUACCGGAGGAUAUAAAGGCUACGGGUUAGCGAUGAUGGUGGAGAUAUUCACAAGUAUCCUGAGUGGAGCCACAUGCAGUCCAAAUGUACGCUCGUGGUUAGACCAUUCAACUCGUAAAAACGCAGACCUGGGCCACUGUUUCGUUGCCAUCGACCCGGAUGCUUUCGCCCCAGGCUUUGUUGACCGUAUGAGUGACUUAAUGGGUAUAUGUCGAUCUCUAGAACCAAUAGACGGAGAGACAGAAGUACUUGUCGCCGGAGAUCCGGAACGAAAACACAUGGCUAUGUGUAAGGAGCUGGGAGGAAUCCCAUACCAUCCUAACCAGAUUAAGUAUGCGAAUGAAAUUGCCGAAAAGUACAGGAUCCCUCCAAUGAAAACGCUCUAGCCGGAAGGAAUUUAAUCGUUAUAAUGAAACGUGCUUUCACCCCGUUAACUGAAGGGAGUUUUCGAAGGUAUAUCAAAAAUAAAAAAAAAACUUAGGAUGACGUGUUUGUUGAGUCGGCCGCGAAGACGCGUUUUCUAUGAGACAGUAUUAACGAUGAUCAUGUAUGAUGUUCAACCAUGUGUGUUGUCAAUAAUACUCAUACCAUAUGUACUCAGCACAUUGAGAUGUAUAUUAAUUUCUUGUGUACAGAAAUAUAGAUAUUACUGCGCCACGAUGCUGCGAUAAAAUUCGUCGCGAAGUUUGUUUG